AAACAAACAAGUUCCUGUUUUUACUGAACUUUUUUUUAUUCGGACUCAGGAGAGGAAGAUUACUGUACUUAAAAGAUGAUGAAAAACUGUCAGUAAAUGAGGAGAAGAAUCUGUGAUCUGGUGGUUUAGGUUUCAGUGAAAACAGUCUCUGUGAAAGUGAAAGUAAGUGAGCUGAAAAACAGACUCCAUUUUGAGAAACGAAGAGAGCGGAGAGGACGAGGAGACAGGGUGAGUGUUUACUCUGUUUUAGUUUUAAUGUCAAACUCUUUAUCUGUUUUAUCUGUUAAUGAAAAAUGAUUAACUGACUAAAACACUUAAAAACUGUAAAACAAAGAAACCUGAGCAGACAAAGAGCUGGAUCAGUUCUUCAUACAGGAAACUGUGUACGUGCAGUUCUUCCUCUUUUUUUUAGACUUGUCUUUGUGGUAAAAACUGAAAUCUGAAUCUUUUUAGCCUCUCAUUUCAACUUUAAUCCAGUCUCCUUAAGUUUUUAUGAGAGUUCAGGGACCUCACAGCUGAUUUUGUUUGGACCAUGAAUCAGACAAGGAUCAGAGAGAGGCCCUGCAGGGUGGGGAGACAUCAGAAGGUCUUGGAUAUUAAACCCAUAGACAUAUAUAAGAAAGGUUUAUAUACAUAUAUCUAUGAUUAAACCUGUAUAACUCUUAAAGAGGGGGAUGAAGCUGUUUUCAGACUCUCUACUUCCUUUCUGAUUCCUCUUUUAUUUCUGAACUCUCUCUUCCUGUUUGUGUCUCACCUGUUUGUCUACUUUGUCCUCAGGUUGUAGAACUUGAUUUCAUCUUCCAUAAAUAAACACCAGAUGGAGAAGAUGAGUGACUGUGUCGAGGAAGAGGAGGGCAGAGCAACGUCUGUAAUGGCCGACUGUCAGUCUAUGAAGAGUGACGGGUCUAAAGAUAAUCCUCUGAACUUCAGUAGAGAACCAGGACCAUCAGAUUCACAGUAAGAGAAACACUUUUCACCCUCCAAACUCUCAAACAACAACAGCUGAUGUUUCAAAAUCUGAACUUUAAAUCCUGACCCCUCUGUUUUCUCCUCUGCUCUGAAAACGCUGAUUUUCCUCUUUAACCUCCAACCUGGAGAAAGUAAAGAAAAAGUCACUGAGCUCAGAUUUACUUAUUAUUCCUGAUGUUGAUAAAAAUGAAGGUGGUAUAAAACAGCAUUAGAAAAGGAUCCUGACCUCUUGUAUUUUCUGAUUUGGUUCCUGUGUUUGGGACGUUUUGAGCCUGUUAGUCUUUGGACUGUGGUGUAUAGACCCCAGAAAACAGUCUGUGGGUCAGAAAAUACCAGAAGACCAAAGAAGAAAUAAAUCCUGAGAAAUAAAAACUCAUUCAGAGCAUCUGUCUGUUAUUAGACCUUUAGAUCUGAUUGUUAAAAAAUGUUUGAAACUGUCAGAGAAAAUCUCUCGACCUUCAAAAAUCACAGUUGAGUUUUUUCUCCUGUCUCCACACUUUGAGGCAGCAGCAGCUGAAUAUUUUACUGUUUUAUGUUAGAGAAAAGAGAAACUCUGGUUUAAUAAAUGUUUCUUAUUCUGAAUCUUUCAAACAUGAAAUAAUAAAGAAAAUAAAUGUUCUUUAUUUCCACAGAGAGACACAGAGAUUUGGCUUGAGGAAGGCGCUCAGAUACUUAAGCUCUGAUCAAAGUAAGUCUGAACAUCUGUCCUUUAAACCUUAAAUUACUCAAUUUCCACCUGGAUUAUUUUGCUUAUUUUAGCUGUAAUAUUGUCAGAAAAUGUCCUAUGAGUGAGUGCUUUUACCUAUUUUUCCAGAACACUUUAAACUUUAAAUAUCUGUCUGUCAUUUACAGUUUACUGUCUGUUAAAAGAGUGCUUUAAUAUUUUGAGAUAAAGAAAAACACAAAAACAAAAUAAGAUUUUUUGAGUUUUAAUGGUAAAAAAUAUUCAUGAACAACAGAUUUUUCUUUUGAAAUCAGAAAUUUGAAGAGUAUCAAACAUAUUUACAACAAAAACUUUGGAGUACUGUCUCUCAACGUACAAAAACAGGUUAAAUAAAUACAACCAUGUCCAGGCUCUUUUCUCCUCUCUCACUCAGAGGUCUUUGUUGAACUGUCAGAAGCUGUUCCUCUCUGUCUGCAGACACAGACACACGUCACACUUCCAGGCAGUUCUCCUUAUGACAGUUUGCAGGCAAUAUUUUUUUUUUUUUUGUGGGAUGGUAGGGGAGGGUCCCGCCUCCUUCGCCUCUGAUUGGCUACAAAAGCUGGAAACAUCAUCACACGCUCAAGCCAAAUGCCGUCUGUCUGCUCUGUACAUCGAACAGAACGUUUCCGCAACUCUGAGUCUCCUAACCCGAACCGGACAAACAAUGAUGUUUCAUAGCCAUAAGGAAUAACCAAUUGGAGCCCAGCACUUCUAGCCAAUCAGAGGUGAAGGAGGGCGGGACCUUCCCCUACUAUUUUACACAAAAAAAAUUGCGAGAGGAGGAGAGGGAAUGGAGAGACAGAUUUUCUCACUUCUCUAAACAGCAGGAGUGAAAUUACCAUAAUAAUCGAAUAUUGUCUGUGUGGUGAAACUUCUCAGCUUCCAGAAACCGUUGGAGUUUUUCUGAUAGAACAAACUAUCACAAAGUUACGGUAAUUUAAAGAGUGUCUGUGUAAAGGUGUCGGCGCCGACAGACUGUGAGGAAAAGUCUGUGUGGAUGAAAACUCAGCUGACUGAUUUUCACAAAGACGUUUCAGUUUGAGAAGUUUGGUUCAUUUUAUUUUUCUCCUCUUUCAGACAAUCGCGUUCUGCAGGAGGCUUUAAAUAAACAUAAGAUCAGUCUGAAGAGGAGAUGUGAACGUGUGAAUGAAGGAAGUGAUGAAACAGGAAGUAGUCAAACCCUCCUCAACAGGAUCUUCACUGAGCUCUACAUCACAGAGGGACUGAGUGAAGAGGUGAACACCCAACAUGAGGUGAGACAGCUGGAGACAGCUUCAAAGAUGAAGACCCUCCAUGACGAACCCAUCAGGUGUCAUGAGAUCUUUCAAACCUUACCUGACCAACAGGAGAAGGUCAUCAGAGUGGUUCUGACCAACGGCGUGGCUGGUGUUGGAAAAACCUUCUCAGUGCAGAAGUUCACUCUGGACUGGGCAGAGGGUUUGGAGAACCAAGACCUCCAUCUGGUGGUCCUGCUUUCAUUCAGGGAGCUGAACCUGAUCAGAAAGAAGCGCUUCAGUCUUCUGAGUCUGCUCCAUGUUUUCCAUCCAACACUAGAGAAGGUCACAGCAGAGAGGCUGGCUGUCUGUAAACUUCUGUUCAUCUUUGACGGUCUGGAUGAAAGCAGACUGUCUCUGGAUUUCACAGACUCUGAGGUGGUGUCUGACGUCACACAGACGUCUUCACUGAACGUUCUGUUAACAAACCUCAUCAAGGGGAACCUGCUCCCCUCAGCUCUCAUCUGGAUAACUUCUCGACCUGCAGCAGCCAAUCAGAUCCCUCCUUCACGUGUGGACAGGGUAACAGAAGUACGAGGCUUCACUGACGCCCAGAAGGACGAGUACUUCAGGAAGAGGUUCAGAGAUGAAGAUCUGUCCAGAAGAAUCAUCAAACACAUCAAGUCCUCCAGGAGCCUCCACAUCAUGUGUCAGAUCCCGGUCUUCUGCUGGAUCACUGCUACAGUUCUGGAGGACAUGAUGAUCAGAGAGCAGAGAGGAGAACUGCCCAAGACCCUGACUGACAUGUACUCACACUUCCUGCUGGUCCAGACUAAGAGGAAGAAGCAGAAGUAUAAAGGAGGACAUGAGACAAGUCCUCAGGAGCUGACUGAGGCUGACAGUGAAGUCCUCCUGAAGCUGGGGAGGCUGGCCUUUGAACAUCUGGAGAAAGGAGACAUCAUGUUCUACCAAGAAGACCUGGAGCGGUGUGGUCUGGAUGUCUCAGAGGCCUCGGUGUUCUCAGGAGUUUGUACAGAGAUCUUCAGAAGAGAGAGUGUGAUCUUCCAGAAAACUGUUUACUGUUUCGUUCAUCUGAGCGUUCAGGAGUUUCUGUCUGCAGUCUACAUGAUCCACAGUUUCACAAACAGGAACACAGAAGCUCUGAAGACUUUCCUAAGAGGCAACAAAAACCUGGAUGACUGUUUCUCAUCUCUGGAUGUCUUCCUGAAGAGUGUCAUGGAGAAAUCCCUUCUCAGUAAAAACGGUCACCUGGACCUGUUUGUUCGCUUCCUUCAUGGACUCUCUCUGGAGUCAAACCAGAGACUCUUAGGAGGUCUGCUGGGUCACACAGACAACAGUCCAAUAAUGAUCCAAAGAGUCAUCAAGAACCUGAAGAAGAUGAACAGUGAUCGUUUCUCUCCUGACAGAAGCAUCAACAUCUUCCACUGUCUGAUGGAGAUGAACGAUCUGUCAGUUCAUCAGGAGAUCCAAGAGCUCCUGAAGUCAGAGAACAGAUUUAAGGAACUCUCAGAGAUCCACUGCUCUGCUCUGGCCUACAUGCUGCAGAUGUCAGAGGAGGUUCUGGAUGAGUUGAACUUAUAUAGUUAUAACACAUCAAACCAGGGACGACUGAGACUGAUCCCAGCUGUGAGGAACUGCAGAAAGGCUGAGUAAGUCCAGGUUUUAUUCUCAGAAUAGUGUAAAUGAUCCCUGUAGUUCUUCUAAUGUCCACGUUACUGAUGAUGUUCUUCUUCAAAUAGAAAUCCACUCAAAUAUCAGGGAGGGGGUUUCUUUAGCAGAAACAUGAUCCUGGUGUCUAAAGUCCUGUUAGUCCAGGAUGAGGUCUACCUGUGGACCCCUGAGAACUUGUCCUGAUUGUGGAGGACCUCUUUGUUUUGAAUCGUGUCUGUAAUGAAUAAAGUGGAACUUUGAGGACAAAUCAGCGACCAUAUCUGAGGACACACAGAGGUCUUCUGAUGAUGGUAUCAGUCCAGAUCAACAUCUCAGUCAGUUGUGGUGAACUUGAGUUUGAAGAAGGUGUCUGCAGCUUCUUCCUGCUGGUUUUCAGGUUGGAAAUGAUGAAUCUGUUGUAAAUGAGGGUGUUGACAGCAUUGAUGGUGAAAAUAGAACUGGAUCAUUUUCUACACAGUGGCAGAACUGUCUCUGUACCAUCAUGUUCAUCAUUCAGUAUUCAUAAUCAAUACAACCAUGAAAACUAACAUCAUUUUCCACCACUCACUGGAGAUUAUCUGCUGGACUAGAACAUAUGAAUGAUGAGAACACAGGAGGUAUUUGGACAGCAGCUCCAUGAGUCUGAAAACAAUGGUGGAGAUAGGAUGUUAAUGUCUCUCUCUCUCUCUCUCUCUCUCUCUUCCCUCGGUGCUGCAGGUUGGCACUAACACUAGUCUGCCUCAUAACACCUCACAGCAUGUGGAAACAGCCGUGCUCUUCCACUGUAUUUAUGGUCACUAUGGGCUCUAUUUUCGUGCCCACCGGCGGCGCGGCGGAGGGUGGUGCACCCUGCGCAGUGGUAUUUUUGUCCGGUGCAGCUCGGCGCACUGCCAGUUUGGUAUUUUAGUAGACUGAGGUCCGCCAAGGUCCGCCACGGUGGCGCGGUAGGGGGAGGUGUCGACAGAAUCAGCUGGCGCAGUCACAUUUUUGUGCUCACCGAAGGUGUGGAAUGUGCGCUGAAAUCUCGCCAAAUCAAACCUGGUCAUCUUUCAGCGCAGGCGAAGCUCAGCUGGUCUAGUGGUAUUUUGGUAGACCAGCGGCGUAGUGCGCAUACGUCACCGAUGCCUCACCGGCAGGUUUCCACAGUGUCGGAACAUUUCAGGGAAAUAAAUAAUCAACAAUAACUAAUAUUCAGUGUGACUAUCUGAGUCAGCACUUAUACAUUUAGAUUUAUAUCGAUUUAUCCUGAUUUAUAUCUGCUCUGAUGAGCGAGUUUGGCACUCGUUUGGACACUCAAUCUGACCGCAUUAACACAGCUGAAACUGCAUUAAAUUAAAUAUCCUGUAUAAAGUCACAAAUGAUGACGUUAACAAGAUAUUUAAUUCGUCUCCCCCCUUUUCUCUCUCCCUCUUCCUCUUCUUUCUCUCGCAGCUCGACUUAAGACAUGUCUCCGUGUCCUCUCCCUGCUGCUGCGGCGGCUGAUCAGAUGAUUUAUUUCAGUGAUCAAAAGAGUUAUUCACUUAAAAAAUAAAAGAAACUUUUAUUCAAAAUUAACCGUUUAUCUGAUGUUUUCACAUCCUUCAAAUUCAGUUUUCUGAGCCAAGUUUGUUCUAUAUGCCAACAUCUAUGAAAGAAAGAACCAGGACACGGAGCGCAAUACGUCCUUUAUGCACAGAUGGUUCUGAUUUUAAUGCCAUUAUUGGAAUUUAUGUCAUCUGUGCGCACAACCCACCUUUGUCAUGUGAGGUUUAAAUAUGUGCAACUUUAUGAGAGUGUUUUAAUUAGUGGAAAAGGGUGUUUGUCUUACCAGUGGGUCCAACAUUACACACACCAAAUCCCUCUGUGCUUAUUUGAGAGAGUGUCCUCAGUGUCGACACUUCUUAAGGAGCUGCCUUCUGUCGCCAUCUUGUGGUAUUGCUGUCCUCAGCCAUCUCUUGAUCUCUUCGACUACUUCACAAUUUAAAGGUGAGGAGAGAAGCUGAUGUGAUUGGUGAAAACAGGACUCUGCUGUGUUAAACCCACUCCACGCCUUAUCCCCUCCCUCUCUACUACUUAUGCUGCUUAGAGGAGCUGAGUUAGGGAGGGGGGGUACUUACGCCGGGCUGCGCUGCUCACCAGUAUACCAAAGUGUGCUUGGGCACGCCUUACUGGCGCGGUGGACCUGACCCUGCGCCAUGCUGCUAGCAAGACACGAAAAUAGAGCCCAUGGAGUCAUUUGUCUUGAACAUCUGAACAGUUUUUAUUUUCGUCUAAACUUUGACUUCCUGUCUUCUCUCAUGGCUGUGGUCCUGAUAUUAGUAUCUGUCUGGUUAAAAACAGGCCGUCUGUCAAACCAAAGAUCAUGUUUGUUUUUGGUGAAGAGAAACAUCAAAUUACCCUUUAAUGAAAUAUUGUUGAUAUUCAUGUUGUUACAGAUUUUCUAACUGUGGACUCUCAGAGACUCACUGUGAAGUUGUGGCCUCAGCUCUGAAGUCCAACCCCUCCCAUCUGAGACAUCUGGACCUGAGUCACAACAAUCUGCAGGAUUCAGGAGUGAAGCUUCUCUCUGCAGGACUGGAGAGUCCAAACUGCAGACUGGAGACUCUGAGGUGAGACACCAUUUCCUUCUGAUCUAACAAUAAGAUGUGACAGCUGCUGUCUUAGAUUUUUCUCUGUGGUUUUUCCAUCAACUUUGGUCGAGCAGUUUGAAUUUGUCGUUGUAAAACUUCAACACAGGAAGAAAAAUCCGACAUUUCAGAGUUGACUUUGAGGAGAACGAUGGAUGUAGAAAGGAAGCAGGAGAAAAUCAGUCCCACAAAUAUUACACAUGCUUGUAGAGGGCAGGAGCAGCACAGACUAAAGGCUGAUACUGAACUGAUCCACAGUUAAUGUGAUCACUAAUGAAUGAAUGAAGUGUCAGAGAAAUGAUGAGCUGCAGAUUGAAACCUGAAGAACAAAGUUAAUCCAACUCUGGAGAUUUCAUUUGGAAACUCUUGAAAACUUGAAUUUCUUCUUUGCUCAGUCGUGUUCAAAUGUAAAAACAAGAUCCAGAUUUUUCUGCAGUUUUCACUUCAGUUUGUUGAACAUGAACAUCAUCUUGUCCAGUUGGUCCAUAAAAACCUCUCUGAUCAAUGAUCUGUUGGUUUAUUUAAGAGUAGUUUGGCAGUUGUUGACAGCAGACGGACAGACCCCUGAAUAAACUCCUGACGUCUGGUUCACACUGGAAGCGCCGCGCGCGGAACGGAAGCGCCGCGCACAGAGUUUCAGAUCGGCGCCCAUGUUAACCUAUGAGACUGUUCACACAGCACGCGCGCGGCGCUUCCGCGCGCGGAACGGCUCGCGCUCUGGAGCGCGGCUGCUCCGCUUCUCUCUAUUUUUGGCGCGAGCCGCGCGCGCCGAUGUAAAGCUCAACAGAGCAGAUCGGACCAGACAGGAAGUCAGGAAGGAGAUGCGAGAGAAUCCGGUCAAUUUUCAAAAUAAAGUAAAUUUCAAUAAAUUAGAAAAAGAUUGACUGUGUUGCUUGUCGGUCUAUUUUUUUUUUUUUUACCGAUGAACACACACACACACACACACACACACACACACGGAGGGAGAGCUGCAGAGAUUCAGUGAUGUUAUUGAGACAAAGGGGGGGGGGACUUUAUUACGAUACAGUCAAUAGCCUCGAGCUAACAAGGCUAUACAUACAACGGAGUCAACAGACUCCCCAAUUUAUUCGUCGUUUACCCCUAUAUAAUAAUUUAAAACAAUACUUGAAGAUGCUGUCAAUAUUUAAUUCAUGUAUGACGAAAUAAAAACGUAAAUAAAUAGUGAUUUACCCAUUUUUAAAGCGCUCGUAAGUGUGGAAAACUGAGGGCAGACGGAAACGGCCGAGCACUACCGGGCUCAGUCGAUGUCUGACCGGCAUGUCAGAGCGCAGCAGAAAGCGCUUCCUGUGUGAACAGCCAAGCGCGAGCCGGCGCUGCGCGAGCCGGCGCUGCGCGAGCCGGCGCUGCGCGCGCGCGGCGCUUCCAUUCCGCGCGCGGCGCUUCCAGUGUGAACCAGACGUGACUGUUUUAAUAUCAAUGAACUCUGUGACUUUCUGCAGAGUCCAAACUGUAAACUGGAGACUCUGGAGUAAGUUUAGUCUUUGUCUGUUUCUGUUGUCGAUUUUUAUGUUUAUUCAGUUUUUUUAACCCAGUUCAAAUGUUCAUAGAAUUCUUUAAUAUUUCCAGAACUUUCUUCUUUCUCACAUAAAUUCAUAGUUUUUUUUUAUUGAAUCAUCAGUCAGAUACAGAUGGAGGAAAACUGUGAGUUAUUUUGUUGAUUGAAUGUUGAUGAUUUUUGAUCAAUGGUUCAGAUGAUCACUGCAGUGAUGUUGACGGGUUUACUUCCUCGGUCUCUAAAUCAGUCAAAUGUUCAAGGAUGCAGUGAACUCACUAUCCAUGCAGCUCAGGAACACAGCUCAUCUUUUUCAUACAGGAAACUUUGUCAACAACAAAGGUGUGUUAAAGUCCCAUCAGUCAGCAGCUUCAGUCAGAAACCUCGCUGUCAGAGCUCCGUCAUUUCAACCCUCUGUAUAACUCCUCAGCACAGACCAGACCCUGUGAGCACAUCCUCACAACAUGCUGCUUUAGGUACAACAACAACAAUCAGCUGUUAGCAGAGAUUUCAUCCAAACAGUCCAGGAUACAAACUUUGAAGUGGUUGGAAAAUUCAGGUGUCCACCGCUCAUGCAGAGUUGACUCAUGUUGAUGUUGAUGAUGUUUUCAUGUCUAGAGGACAUGCUGGAGUGAAUUCAACCAAACCUCCUGAGAAAAAGACAGCGGUGGCAGACAUUAGAUCAGGCUUCAUGACGUCUGUGCGUCCCUUUAUUCAACCAGAUCAGCAGUCCCAGAGUUUUCCCUCAUCUCUUCAGAUUUGAUGGUUUUUGUGAUUUUGAUGUUUCCACACAAACUUUAAAUUGUUGAAACUGAAUUUAGUUUGUCAUGAUAAUGUGACAGCUGUUUUUUUAAAUAAACUUUUAGAUUUGGAGUUUUAGUCUUUAAAUUUCAGAGACAUUUUGAACAUAUUCAUGAGUUAAUAUUCAUGAAUUACAACCAUAUCAUACUGAUAUCACACAGGAGUGUGACAGGUGUUUAUUAGUCUUUUUGACACGUUACAAUAAUGAGGAGAAAGUCAUGGACUAAACUUGGGCUCCCAGUUUCCUUGUUGUUGUUGUUUCUUCAGCUAGCAUCAUUGUUUUCAUCACAGUUAUUAAAGUAAUAAUGAUGCUUCAUAAAUUCAGAGUCACAAAAAAACACCAAACAAACCAAAUCUGAAAAAAAUCCACUUUUUCAUCAAAUGAGUUUAAUCGGUCAGAACAUGAGGUUUGAGUUUUCAUGAGGAGGAAACGAGAAAGAUCUGCUCUGACAGUGAGAAACACAGACGCCUGAAUUUACACUGACAGACACACAAACACAGACAGAGAGACACAGACAGACAGAGAAACAGACAGAGAGACACAGACACACAAACACAGACAGAGACACAGACACACAAACACAAACACAGACACACAAACACAAACACAGACACACAAACACAGACACACAGAGAUGUUCCUCUUCGUCUCUUUGCUGUGAUGACUGAAGUCACAAAAACAAAGUUUUCUUCGUCACUUUUAUGAUUGAACCAAAUAAGUUAAAGAACCAAACUCUCAGAUUUUCUUCUUCUCAAUAUUAUUUGAAUCAUUUUGAUUUUUCUCCUGAUCAAUAUUCAAUGAUCAAAUUGAUUAGGUUCCUGUUUUGGCUCCACUGCCUCUUUUCUGCAGCUCAAUAACUGCUCAUAUGGUUUGAAAGGUUCCUGCAGUAAAACCCGAUUAGAGAGUGGACUAAAUGAAAUGUGAGUGAACUCAGCCAUCAGUGAAUCAAUGACAAAGUGAGAGGAAGAGUGGAUCUGUCUGCUGUCUGACCUUGUUGAUCCUGAUGAAGGUGAGGGAGAAGAGUAAAGCAGUAAAGGUGAUGUUGUUGCAGACAGAGUCAGCUGACCUGUCUCAUCAGAGUCUCAUCCAUUCUCUGUUUGGCAGAGCGCUGAUGUUACAGUCUGAGAGCACAUUCAGGUUCAGCUUCACAUGGGCUGGAUCUGCUCAAUACAAACUCUUGAGACCAGCCUGGUUGAGGGAGGUGGGCUCAGUGUCCUGGGUGACUCUCUCUGAGCUCUUCUUGGUUGAGAGUAUUUCUGGUUUGUCUCUGACUUCCAUGAACUCAGAUCUGGAGGAUUGCUGGCUGGUCCGGUCCAGUUCUGACAGCAGAGACAACACAGUCUGUUAUUCUGGGUUGAGUGUUCUUGUUGAAGAUCAGUGUACAGUGAGGGAUGAAGGCAGACAAAGAUCCUCCUGUUUCCUCCAUGUCACAGUUCAAGUUCAUUUUGAAGACUUUGAUUGAUCCGAGCGCUGAAGAGGAACAGGAAACGAGGAGUAGAGAGUGAGGGAGGACUUACAGCAAAGGAUCAUGGGAGUCCAACCAGCAACUGCUGCAACAAGGACUCCACCUUCUGAUCAUCUGAACCUCUAAUCCAAACCAGUGCUCCAUCACAUCUGAUGUCUUGUCUGUUAUUUUACAUGGAGGGUCAGAGCAGACCAGAUCAUGAGCUCUGACAGACUGGAUCUGGUCCAAAGGUCUCCUGUUGGAGUUCUCUAAGCUCCAUAUUUUAAACCUGAACACCUGAAGUUUGAUUAUUAAUUAUUUUUAUCUUCAUUCUCUUUCCUUUUUUCAGACUGUGGAGCUGCAGGUUGUCAGAGAUCAGCUGUUCUUCUCUGGCCUCAGCUCUGAAGUCCAACCCCUCCCAUCUGAGACAUCUGGACCUGAGUAACAACAAGCUGCAGGAUUCAGGAGUGAAACUGCUGUGUGACUUUCUGCAGAGUCCAAACUGUAAACUGGAGACUCUGAGGUCAGACUUUUUUCCUCCAUUCAAACAUUCUCAUGAUUUGUUUGUGAUGAUGACACUAAACUGCUGACUCAGGACUGAAAUACUGACCCAGACUGAACACCUUCAGUCCAGAGUAGAUUUUCUGCAUCAGUGGAUUAUUUGAUUGACUCCAGUUAGAUCACUGCUGAGCUCCAGUGAAUUAAAACCUGAACCCAAGAAGAAAACUCUUUGUAGAGUUCACAGUGAGAAGCUCAUUCAGACAGAAAACAGAAGCAGGGGGAGAUUUGUCAGACGAGAACCAUUCAAACUUUAGUUCAGGACAAGAUCAGGGAAUAGAAAAAACUCAGAGUUUAGUUUCUGACUCUGAUGAAAGUCCAGCUCUGUUACUUUGAAUUUUGUUUUUGAAUCUUUGUGUGAAAAUCUGAAUUUUCUGGUUUAUCUGCACUUUUCUGAAGCCUUGCUGUGUUUAGACUGAAAUAUUUACCUCUCAAAGACGUGAUAUUUUUGGUUCAACAAAGUGAAAAUAUUCUGAACAUCCUUUGUUUCCCAUCCGUCCUGAAGUCGCUGACAUUUUCUGAAAAUAUUGAUCUGCAUCUACAAUCAGUAAAAAAGUCUCUGAGUUUUUUAUUUCACUAUUUCAUGUGUUUUUGAAUUCACUGUUUCAAACUGACUUCCUGUUUGGUUCAGCUCUUUGGAGCGUCACUUUUCUCUGAUUCAUACUUUCCAAACCUUUCCCCUGAACUCUACACAUUUAAGACAUCAGGUUUCAAACUGGAUCAUUUUUCUCUAAAAUCUCAUUAUUUCCUCUUUAUUUAGGUUGAAUAACUGCAGUUUGACAAAGAUCAGCUGUUCUUCUCUGGCCUCAGCUCUGACGUCGAACCCCUCCCAUCUGAAAACUCUGUGGCUGUUUGGAAACAAUCUGCAGGAUUCAGACGUGAAGCUGCUGCGUGAUCUUCAGAAGAGUCCAGACUACAGACUGGAGACUCUGAUGUCAGUAUAGAGUUGGAGUUAGUCUGUGCUGAUCUCUCCUGUUCCUCUCCACACAGUAUCACAGCAGAUAUUCAGUAUUUCCUGCUGACUCUUCGACCCUCUCAGAGGAUUCUUUCUUUAGUGAAGCUGUGAGAACAGAAAUCAUCAAACCAGGAGUGUAAGAGUGUCAGUGAUGAAAAAAGUGUCUCCUCGUCUCUAUAUUUCAGAUCAAAUGUAGAAAUGAGACAUAAUGAAACAGAAAUGUUCAGUUUCUGCUCUGAAGUCCAGUUUAUAGUUCUCUGUAUUCAACACAGACUUUAUUUCUCUGCUAACUUGUUGAUUUUGAGCUCUAAGUCUGAAAACAGACAGCUGUUCUUUAUACUUGUUAUUUUCACAGCAGGUUUGUUCGAUCAGCUUUAACACAUUUGACAGGAAGGAUUUCUUUAUUUUGAUGAUGUUGGUUUAUUUGUGAGGAAACCUGCUGCUUUACACCAUCACUUCUGCUCUGAGCAGGACUGAGACCUGCUGGUCUGUAAACUGGAUGUUCUUCAGUCCAGCUGAUGAAGUGAGUCUCAGAGUUGAAACACUGAUCGUCUGUUUUUCUCUCCUCAGAUGGAGGUUAGAGUGAUUAAGAAGAGGAUCAUGUGUUUCCUGACGAUCAGAGAGGUGGAGGCAGCACCAGUGAGGGUGAGGUGAGUCUCUGACUGAGAGACUGACUGACCAAUCACAGCGGGCGGAGAGGACUCUGGGAGCUGCACUUUGACCUGCUCUGAGAUCAGCUCAGGACCUGGACUCUGGAGAUUUGAUCUUUUCCCUCAUAUUCUGGGAUCAAACAGUCUGAACAGUGUAGAAAUUUGAAUUUAUAAUAAAUGUCCUAAAAUAUUCAGAUUAAAUUAUGACAUUUAUGGAUCGUUAAAACGGGCACCACUAGGGUUGGACAUCGAGUCUCGAGCAUCGAUGGAGACUGAGACUAACAUUCAGAUUCUCCAGGAAUCGUUCGAAUUUUAUAAUUUGAACGACGAGAAAGACACCACUUAACACCAACGAAGAAGAAGCCGCCGAACACCAACAAGGACGAAGCGAAAAUCAAACGAUACCCAACCCGAGGCACCACCCACCCUUACCGGUGGGAAAAAUAAAGAAAACAAAGUUUAGCUGAUUAAUCAAACGUUGAAUCAGUUUUAAACAGAUUUAAAUCAAUCUCACAUCUGAGGCGGGAACUCUCAUUUCAGGGACUUCACUUCUGGAAGGACCACUAAGAGACGACAACUUAAAAUUAAACAGGUACUUUAUUGACAAAUGCUGAUAACAUAAAUUCAAUAAAUGAUGAUCAGAUAAUGAGGAAAAUAAAAGAACACCUAACAGGUAAAUGGAGGAAUGGUUUGAAGUGAGCGAAGACUGGAGGUUAAUGAUCGUGAAUAAGGACAAAUUUAACCAACGUUAACGGGGUUACGAGGAUAAAUCUGGAAGAGGAAUUUGGAGAAACUAAACUAUAAUUAAGAAUAUAUUAAGACUGUUUCACUGCUGAUGUGAUGUACAGAUGGAAAAUCCUGACCAAGUGUCCAUUACAGACCACCAGGAGGACAGGGUUUGGGGUUUUCAGAAAAAUCUGAAGAUUUAUUCUUUUACUUGAUUAUUUUUGUUCAUCUGUUUUCAUUUUCUGAAAUGAUUGUAAAUAUUGACUGGAGGUAAAUUGACCUUAUUUUAUAUAAUUAGACAUUAUUUUCCGUCUCUUUACAUGUUUUUGUUCUCAGAUCAUCUUUGUGUUCAUCAAUAAUCGAUUCCCUCCAGUUUGGAUGAACAAACACAAUUAUGAAACCAUAAAUGAGACCUGAGAGUAAAAUGUGUGAAAUAUAAUCAGUCAAAGGAAAGAUUCUAGAACGAAAACAAAAACAUUAUUUUUACUUGAUUAUGACGGAGAAGUUUUCCUCUGACAGACAAAAAUAACCGUAUUGACUGGAAAAAGUGAGAUCAGCAUCUAUUCAGGGUGAAGUCAUUAACGUGGUCGAUGCUGUUUUAUAAACUCAGUGUUGUUGAUUACAAUCUCAGCUUCAUAAAUUGAUGCUACAGUGGAGUGACUUCCUGUAAAAUCCACUGGCUUUGUGAGACCGUCAGCUUUCAGGAGAUCAGUUUGUGUUUCUGUGACACUCCAAAGCUUUUCUAUCCCACAGAGAAGAUCGGUGUGUUUUCAGAGACCUUCCUGAUCCCAUCCCUCCAAAAUGAAAAUAAUCUGAUGGUUUAUGGAUUCAUUUCAGUCACAAAGUGUCAUUUCUGUUGUUAGCCAAUCAGAGGCUGUAUCUGCCAUCAGACAACCUGUAGUGGUCCAAUCAAAAGCCAGGACAGUAACAACAGGAAACAUAGAACUAUUGUGAACAGAUCUGUCCUCUUCAGUUUAUCUAGUAUCAAUAGAUCUAUGCUCUGUCUGUGUAACACUAUGUUGGUUCUUCAUUUACACCAGAUCAUUUUUGAUUUCAUUUCACUGUAACAAUGUCAUUUAAAGACAAUAAAAACUUUAUUUGAACCAAAACAUGUUAAAAUCAUAAACUCAGCUUGUUUCAGUCACUGUGUCCAGUUGAUUAUUAUUAUUUUUCAUUCAAACAAAAACUAGAUUUGGUCUUUAAAAAGUCCUCAAAGUGAGUCUGAAAAGUGGAGGAAGGUUUUCUCAUCAAGGUGCUCCUAUAUUCAGGUCAAUACGGUAGUGGAUCAUAGAGACUCAAAGCCUUGAUUCAGCUGAGGCUGGAGGACGCUGCGUGAAGGAAAGUCGGUGUGUUUAGUUGGUCUUAGUUUCUAUUAAACAGGAACUUUGAUUUGAUCGUCUUUUCUUGGAAAUCAAACUUCCUGUUGGACUCAAAGAUAAAGUCUGUGAUCCCCGUCAGGUUUGAAGACUUUAGUCUCACAGCAGAGUGAUUGUGGCUCUGAGGUGUUUGGACAUGUUGAAAUUGAAGCUUUUCUUUGAGAAAAACAAACUGAAUCAUGCAGCACAGUUGAUUCACGUGUUUUUAUUGGUGAUAUUCUCUCUAAGGUUAUUGUUCAUUCAAAGUAUGUGGAGGACAAAUCCACACAUCUAACAAAAAAAGGUCAAAAAUGAAGAUAGGAGAUUUCUGCAGGACAUCAACGAUAUUCUAGAUUUAGUUUUCUAAACAACAGGUGGUCGUCUCUUAGACUUUGAUCCAGAAAUCUGAAAAAUGGGUUAUUAAAGCAAAAGGAGAAAAACACACAUGUAUACUGUAUAUAUAGAUAGAUAUCUCACAGAACAGAUAUACAGAAAGGCAACAAGAGAAAGAUAUUUAUAUUGAAAAUGAAUACAGAUAUGUUGAUGUUAUAUGUUAUUAGUUAUCAUUUAAUAGAAAUAUUACUCAUAUAACAUACAUUGAAUAAUUAAAUGUUUUAUAAAAAAUGUAAUAUUAUACCUUGUGUGUGUAGACCUAUAGCUAUUACUCUACCUGUUUAAUGUUUAUUUAUGAAAAUCCAUGGUUAAAGUUAUUCCGGAGUAUGCAGGAACAUAAUGAAAACCGUUUAAAAAUCAGUUUAAAAUUAAUCAAUCUAUGGUUAUUUAAAUGUUACAUGGACUGUAGACUUUAAUGUCAUAACUGAGCGAGCUGCCUGUGGCAAGAUGGCCGUCAUGCGAGGAUGUUGGUCUUCGCUGGUAGUGGGGUAAGAUGAUCCAUGUUUGGGAUCUCUACAUCAAGUCAAUCCUAGUUUUGUCUCUAACUCGUGUCUCUGCAGAUAUUUCAGGAUGUUGUUCAUCCCUGAAAACCAACAGAAUGAGUGUAAACAGAACUGUCAUCUUCAGAAUACAGCAGGACAAAAAAAAGGGUCUCCUUUGGUCAACUUACCCCGUGUAUGUUUGGGCUAAGUUGAAAAAUUCAUUGUUUUGUUUCGGGACUGAU
Xyrichtys novacula (pearly razorfish) is the source of this 16286-nucleotide messenger RNA. Lineage: Eukaryota; Metazoa; Chordata; Actinopteri; Labriformes; Labridae. The record is from the annotation of a GenBank genome assembly.